AUCGCUUAUUCCCAACACUUCUCUCUCCCUCCCUCUCUCUGACAUAGGAAUCACUGGUGUUAGUCUUGGGGUUCUUGGGCUUUGGGUUGAUUCCACUUUCCACCAUUUCCAUUCCACUCGGCUAUUUGAUUUUAAUACUAGUGUUUUAUAGUUGUUAUUUGUCUACCAAUCUCUCGCUGUUACUUAACUAGAAAUAUAUGCGCAAGAUUUCGUUGUGCUUUUUUCUUCCUUCAGUAUGGCUCUUUUUAGCAGAAAGUUUUGAGGUUACUGCUAAAUGCUUCUUGCUAUCCUUUUUGGCAUUUUGGUCUGUUGGAGAUAAUGGUAGUCGUGUGCACACAUUGAAGCAGAUCUUUUAAUGAAUGAUCAUUUCAUUUCAUUCAUUGACCUCAGUUUUCUUCUAUGUGAAAUGUGUAAGAGUUGUACUUGUGUUUUUGGUCAUGCCUUUCAGCAAGAUUAUCUGAGAAGAGUCCAACCCGCAAUUGAAGAAUGAAUCAAGCUAAAGUAAAGCGUCGUGUGGGUAAAUAUGAGGUGGGAAGAACAAUUGGCGAGGGGACAUUCGCCAAAGUGAAAUUCGCUAGAAACUCGGAGACUGGGGAACCUGUGGCUCUUAAGAUUCUCGAUAAAGAGAAGGUUCUCAAACACAAGAUGGCUGAACAGAUCAGGCGGGAAAUAGCAACAAUGAAGUUAAUAAAGCAUCCAAAUGUCGUUCAACUAUAUGAGGUAAUGGGGAGCAAGACGAAGAUAUUCAUUGUUAUUGAGUUUGUCACAGGAGGAGAACUAUUUGAUAAGAUUGUAAACCAUGGACGGAUGAGGGAAGAUGAAGCACGCAGAUAUUUCCAGCAGCUUAUUAAUGCCGUUGAUUAUUGCCAUAGCAGGGGUGUUUAUCACAGAGACCUGAAGCCAGAAAAUUUGCUGUUGGAUGCUUAUGGAAACCUUAAAGUUUCCGAUUUUGGAUUGAGUGCCCUGUCCCAACAAGUCAGGGAUGAUGGCCUGCUUCACACCACCUGUGGGACACCAAAUUAUGUUGCUCCUGAGGUUCUUAAUGAUAGAGGCUACGAUGGGGCAACUGCAGACUUGUGGUCAUGUGGAGUAAUACUCUUUGUAUUGCUUGCAGGUUACUUGCCUUUUGAUGAUUCUAAUCUUGUGAACCUGUAUAAAAAAAUUUCAGCUGCUGAAUUUGUUUGCCCUCCAUGGCUCUCUUUUGACGCCAUGAAAUUAAUAACCCGAAUCUUGGAUCCCAACCCUAUGACUCGUAUUACUAUACCUGAAAUUUUGGAAGACGAAUGGUUUAAGAAAGACUAUAAGCCCCCUGUAUUCGAGGAAAAAGAGGAUACAAAUUUGGAUGAUGUGGAAGCUGUCUUUAAAGAUUCUGAAGAGCAUCAUGUGACAGAGAAGAAGGAAGAACAGCCAGCAGCUAUGAAUGCAUUCGAGCUAAUUUCAAUGUCAAAAGGGCUAAACCUUUCGAAUUUGUUUGAUAUUGAACAGGGAGAAAGAGAAGAAAAGAAAGGGCUGUGUGCAUAUUAUGUAGCGAAUAUCUCCUUCCUUUGUAGGCAGACCAUGUAUCUGGGAUUUAAGAGAGAAACGAGAUUUACAUCUAAAUGCCCUGCCAAUGAGAUCAUCAACAAGAUUGAAGAAGCCGCAAAGCCUCUUGGUUUUGACGUACAGAAGAAAAACUACAAGAUGAGGCUUGAAAAUGUGAAAGCUGGAAGAAAGGGAAACCUUAAUGUUGCUACAGAGAUAUUUCAAGUGGCACCUUCUCUUCAUAUGGUUGAAGUUCGGAAAGCAAAAGGGGACACUUUGGAGUUUCAUAAGUUUUAUAAAAGCCUCUCAACCUGCCUGGACGAUGUUGUCUGGAAAACGGAGGAAGACAUGCAAGAAAUGAAGUAAAUUCCUGUGUCCACUUCAAAGUAUUGUCCAUAACGAUUUGUUCACAUUGUACCUUGCAAAAUGUUGUAUUGUUCUAUGUGUUUAUUCUUUUCUGUCCUCCUUUCUUUCCUUUCUCCAUCCACCUCUUCCCCCUUUCUUUAGUUAGACAAGGUGUUAUCGAUUGUUUUCCAUGUUAUUAUUGUUGGAAAGCAUGGACAGCUCCCAUAAAGGAUCAAUGUUUGUCUCACUUGAAACAGAACUAUCUUUAUUUGAUACUAUAAAUGAGAAUGAUGUGUUUUUUCUCA
Juglans regia (Persian walnut) is the source of this 2171-nucleotide messenger RNA. RefSeq names its product CBL-interacting serine/threonine-protein kinase 3. NCBI's taxonomy places the organism in Eukaryota, Viridiplantae, Streptophyta, Magnoliopsida, Fagales, Juglandaceae. Gene Ontology annotation, biological process: protein phosphorylation; signal transduction. The record is from RefSeq and is a predicted model, not a curated record. Gene Ontology annotation, molecular function: protein kinase activity; ATP binding. Bases 487 to 1887 code for a protein of 466 amino acids. The transcript has 15 exons.